UGUUUAUAAUCGACAUAUGACAGUGACAGAUGAAAUUGUAAAAAUUUAAAAACCAACGGCUUGUUUUUAAGGUUAUGGUUUGUGUUAUUUGUUAUUUUAUUUCAAACAAUAAACAUCUUAAAAAAUGACAGAUUUUAAUGAAGACUGUUUAUUAAGAGUGUUUAAAGAGUUAGAUGUUCAGUUAUUACAUUUAAAUCCAAAUGUUGUAAAAGCUUGGUUUGAUACAGAUGAUAAGAAUAUGAAAAAUUUACUAAAUUGGAUGUGUGGUUCACUAUCCAAAAAAAAUUAUGUAUCUCCUUUAGAAAUGACUGAAUAUUUGACAAUAUCAAACCCAUUAUCUGGCGAUGAUUUAAAAGAGAAAAAUAAACAAAUAGAAGAACAAUAUCCAGAUAUUUUUGAUACAGAAAUUAAUUCUCUAGAAAUUGAAUUUCUUGAAGAAGAGUUGAAUUUAGCACGCCAACAAGAAAAAGAAUUAGAUCAGCUUAUUAUUUUAAAUAGAAAUUCAGGAGAAAUAUUAGAUAAAAAUUUAUCAAAUAAGUUCAAAGAGGAAAUUGAAGUAUCUGUUAGAGCAAAAACUACUGAAGAAAAGUGCCUUGCAGCUGGGGAAAAAUUGGACGAAAUGAAUGAGAAAAUUUUUGAUCUAAUAGUCAAAUCUACAAAUAUUUUAUACGAUUUUGAAUUUGGUCUCACACCAAUGUUUAUCAAUAACUUUACCAUUAACUUGUAUCAGGAGAGAUUGGAAAACGUAAUGUCUUUAGUAAAACCAGUAUUGGAUAAGUCAUAUUACACUGGAAACAUGACAGCUCUUACUAAUGUAACUAACUUAGACCAUCUUCCUCUAGAUGAAACAACUACAAACAAUUUGUGUAAUAUGAGACACAGAUUAUUACAUAGUCACCACAAAUAUCUAGCAACUGCAAUAGAGUUGGAGAAAAUGAAAAACAUUUUAGCUGAUCUGGAGAAGAUUUCAAUAGAAACUUUGAUUUCAUUAGAUGAAACAACAUUAAGUCAAAGUAUUGCCAUGAAAAUGGAAACCAGAAACCGUUUGUGUGAUAUGCUUGAAGAUGCCUCAACAAAAGUUGCUGAUCGUUACAUUAGCCAAGCGCAAAUGAAAUAUAUGAAGCAAGAAUUGGAAAUGCAUCAGUCCAAUCUUCAAGAAUUAACUGAAGUAGACAAUAUGAUACAAGAACUCCUGGCCCAUUACUCGGAACUUAGUAUUCUAUUUGAUGUGGAGAAGAAGGAAAUGGAGAGAUAUGAGGUUUUUUUCAAACAAAUUAUAAAGUACAUGAACAGAGAUAUGGAAACUUGUUUAAUAAGGACAGAAACGAUGAGAGAAAUCAUUCAACAGUAUCAAAGCACCGCGCCAGAUGAAAAACUACACCUGAUGAAAAUGAUCAUUAAUUUGUUGUCAAGUAAUGAAGAAAACGUUAGUAUCGGCAGAGCUUACGAAUUAAUUACAGAUUUUAAGAAACAGAUAGACUUCCUAGAAUUUAAAUUAUUUUCACCAGGCUUCAGUGAAAUUAAAUCCAAAGGAAAAGAACUACGAGAUUCUGUCAAAAUUUUGCAGUCAUUUUUAAUUAGUGGUCCAACGCAUCGAAUUCUUUUAAUACCGGCUGAACUGCAAAUAGUUAUUCGACAGGUCGAGGAGCUCUUGAAAAAAGAAUUGGACUCAGUAGCGUCUGCGAUGACCAUCGUUUCCAAAAUGAAAAAAAUUCCAAACAAAUGGCAGAAUUAUAGACGACAGUUGUGGAUGUAUUUUUAUGCUGAUCCAAAUGGUCUAAAAUUCAUUUUACAGCAAAUUCAAAAGGAAUUUGAAGAAUCUAAAAAGAAUCGACUUGCAUAACCAUGCUUACA
This is a messenger RNA of Psylliodes chrysocephalus, 1854 nucleotides long. Lineage: Eukaryota; Metazoa; Arthropoda; Insecta; Coleoptera; Chrysomelidae. The record is from the annotation of a GenBank genome assembly.